CUUGCAAACAGGGAGACAAAAAGCUGAAUUGUGCUCACGGCAAAUAAGCAAUUGUAAUUUUGAACACAUCUUUCUGACGUUAGUGCUCCUGGGUUACCAUGUGGACAGCUGUUGUACUGGCUGUGUGUCUGCUGGUUGCUGGAGCUCAGCCUAUAGAUGACCCAACAUAUGGAGUGAAGCUGUGCGGCCGUGAGUUCAUUCGGGCGGUCAUCUUCACCUGCGGAGGUUCACGAUGGAGAAGAUCACUCGUGAGUGAAGACGACCCUUUCACCUCCCAUCAAGAUGAAUCCUCAGAGGGUUUCAACCAAAACGCCAUUGUGGAAAGCUUCUUCCAGAGGAGCAGAGAUCUACGCUUCCCAUCCAAGAACACCCAAGAUGGGACAUUUAGCAGGCAGACCCGUUCCUUCAUCUCUGACGAAAUCUUAGAAGCCCUGCGGAAAGCCGAUCGAAAAGGCCGGGAUGUGGUGGUGGGUCUGUCCAACGCUUGCUGCAAGUGGGGCUGCAGCAAGAGCGAGAUCAGCUCCCUCUGCUGAGAGUCGCCCACUCCCGUUGUGUGUGUGUGUGUGUGUGUGUGUGUGUGUACAUAUUUAAGUACAAACACACACAUAACAAUCAAUAACUGAAAUACACAAGAAGACAGAUGCACUCAUGCAUGCACCCAAGCACACAUCUUUA
This is a messenger RNA of Thalassophryne amazonica, 675 nucleotides long. RefSeq names its product relaxin 3a (gene rln3a). The coding region runs from base 99 to 533 and encodes 144 amino acids. Gene Ontology annotation, cellular component: extracellular region. Lineage: Eukaryota; Metazoa; Chordata; Actinopteri; Batrachoidiformes; Batrachoididae. The record is from RefSeq and is a predicted model, not a curated record. Gene Ontology annotation, molecular function: hormone activity. The transcript has 2 exons.